AGAUCGCAAUGUCGCACCGAAACAAUGCGCUCAAAUGACCUAGACUACGUCGGCUGGUUGAUUUGCAGCGCCGGGAUUCCGGGCACCGGUCCUGUCCCCGCAAUUCAUACGUCGCAAUUGCCCGGCGGACGGUACACAGCCCUUGCCUAGACGCCUUUGGCAUACAUUUGCAAUAUGGAAUUCCCGGAUAAACCUCAGCAGAGCCACGCAUGAUCACCGAUGGAGGGUCUUACCAAAAUCCGGUGGAGCUUAAAGAAGCGUGAGAGGCUAGGUACAUUUUUCUGGUAUCAUAGAGUGGAUCUCCCCUAGAAGAACCUCGGGUCCGCUCCUCUGGCUUUCGCUGAAUUGUGCUCUGAAGCCUCCGUGAUGGGGAUGUUGCAGGUUCUUGGGGCCUACUUGGUCUUUCUGGGCUUGUUGUCGGCUCAGACAACUGCCUCUCUGAACGGUACUAUACCAAAGACUUACGGUAUCGUCCUUUUCCGCGCCUUCGAUUCCAUCGACGUACUGGGGCCGGCUGAGCUCCUCUAUUUCAUAGGGCAAGUUCACAAGACGGAAAUCGCCUGGAUUUCGGAGACACUUGACCCGGUGACGACGGAGCCUCUUAUGGCGGUGAUGAACCCGUUCAACUCGUCUGUAUUUCAAAAGAUCGUGCCUACCCAUACGUUCGAGACGGCACCAGACCUGGACGUGCUCAUCAUCCCGGGCGGCGCCGGCAUUCGAAGCCCUUACCUGAACAAUACGUUGAAGUACAUCAGAGAGACGGCUCCCAAGGUCAAGCAUGUCAUUACCAUCUGCACGGGGUCGGCACUGGCAGCUCGCGCCGGUAUCAUGAACGGCAAAAAGGCCACAACAAACAAAACCUCUUGGCCAAACGUUAUACCCUUCGGACCCAACACGACCUGGGUGCCGCGCGCCCGCUGGGUAGAAGAUGACUCCGGAGAACCUCCAAUAUGGAGCUCGUCGGGCGUGACGGCCGGCUUGGACCUCAUGUUCCACUUUGUCGAGACGUUCUACAGCAGCGAGAAUGCUACGUGGAUCUCGAAGCUGACAGAAUACGUUCGGCAUACCGACCCGGACGAUGAUCCGUUUGCGAGAAAUGAUACGAUAGUCGCUCCAACUGCCGGGUGAAGCUUUUGAUACCUGCAGCUUCGAAUGCCGCACCAGAAGUUGUGGAUGGAGUCCCUCGUGGCCUUGCUUCGCUGACGAAUCCUAGGCGAAUCGGUCUACGAGGCGCCCUCCGGAUGCUACCUAUAUUGUUCUUAUGUAGCUCGAACACUAUAUCAAUCUACCAUGAAUGAGUGGCUAUCGUCUUAAUUAAUGACUGCUACCACUGCCGCCAGUAGCAACAGCCCAAUAU
This is a messenger RNA of Trematosphaeria pertusa, 1357 nucleotides long. Its product is annotated as class I glutamine amidotransferase-like protein. NCBI's taxonomy places the organism in Eukaryota, Fungi, Ascomycota, Dothideomycetes, Pleosporales, Trematosphaeriaceae. The record is from RefSeq and is a predicted model, not a curated record. The coding region runs from base 367 to 1128 and encodes 253 amino acids. The transcript has 4 exons.